Molecule: messenger RNA, 1014 nt
Organism: Diutina rugosa
Lineage: Eukaryota; Fungi; Ascomycota; Pichiomycetes; Serinales; Debaryomycetaceae
Exons: 1
Coding region: 1-1014 (337 amino acids)
Source: RefSeq, a predicted model, not a curated record
AUGCUCGCUGCGCCCGACACCUGGCCGUUCGUCGACCCCGUCAAGGACCGCCGCGUGGCGUUGAUCACCGGCGGCUCGCUGGGCGUGGGCUACUACACCGUCCUCCACUUAUACCGCCACGGGUACGCCGUGUACAUCGCCGGGCGGUCGCGGUCCCGCGUCCACAAGGCGAUCACCGAGGUCAAACACGCCGCCGCGGCGUUGAACCGCGGCGACGAUAAGCCCCCCCGCGUGGGCGAGCUCCAUUUCCUCGAGGUCGACUUGGCGCUGGUGGAGCUGGUUCUCCACGCCGUCGACGUGUUUGGCCGCCGCGAGGCGCGCCUCCAUUUGCUCAUCAACAACGCCGGCGUCAUCGCCCUCCCCUACGCCGUCACCCAGGACGGGUUUGAAAUUCAGCUUCAAACCAACUUUAUCUCGCCGUUUUUGCUCACCACGCAGCUAUUACCGGUGUUGGAAGCGACGGCGGCGGCGCUGGCCCCUGAGGCGGCGCCGCGAGUGAUUUACCUCUCGCUGCUUGGCCAUAAAUUAGCGCUCCGGUACUGGCUGCCGGCGCUCUCGUUCAAUUACUGGCCCAACGUCGUGUUCACCUGGUUCCGCUACGCCCGCGCCAAGGCCGCCGGCAUCCACACCGUGAAAAUGAUCGCCCACCGGCUGCCGCUGGUGCUCCUGAUGGCAGUCCACCCAGGUUUAGUGAUGAACACCAAUUUGUUCACCAACUGGACGCGGUUGCCGAUCAUCGGCAUCGUCUUCUGGUGUCUUUUCCAGAUAUUCGGCUGGUUGUUCGGGGUGACGGCCGAGGAAGGCGCCAGCGCCACCAUCCGGUGCUGUCUCGACCCCCUGCUCACACCGGCCACCGAUAACGGCGCCUACUUCGCCAAAGGCGAGCGCCUGGAGGCGAACCACGUGGCGCUGCUGAUGACGUACGCGGCGGAAACCUGGGCGUGGACCGUCCUGGAACUCGCGCUGCGGGGGAUCUCGGCGCCGCUGGCGCCCCCGCGCCCCAAAGAUCUUUGA